Molecule: messenger RNA, 1413 nt
Organism: Paramisgurnus dabryanus
Lineage: Eukaryota; Metazoa; Chordata; Actinopteri; Cypriniformes; Cobitidae
Gene: fibpb
Product: fibroblast growth factor (acidic) intracellular binding protein b
Biological process (GO): platelet aggregation
Cellular component (GO): nucleus
Molecular function (GO): fibroblast growth factor binding
Source: RefSeq, a predicted model, not a curated record
GGUUAAUGUAGUUCCGCCUGUCAAACCAGAGUCAAACUACAACGAUUUAAACUGAGCUCAACUCAGUCAAGACGACUUUAAUGAGUUCUGGAGCAUUUCUACCCUUUCACAUUUACCAUAGUAUCAAUAGGCGUCCGCAGCUCGCAGAUGCGUUCUACAGAUCACAGACGACACUUUCUGCAAUAUUUUAAUAUCAGCUAACAAACAUCUUAACACCUUCCUGUGGCCGUGUAAUAAUUAUUUAAUACGGAGAAUGUCUAUGGAAUUAGAUGUGUUUGUGGGAAAUACUACUGUCCUGGAUGAAGACGUUUACCAACUGUGGUUGGAUGGAUACACAGUCACAGAUGCAGUAAAAAUGCGGAUGGAAACAGGAGUCUUGCUGGAGUGUGAAGCCAAUGAAGAAGUUCUACUCAGUGACACUAUGGACCAAUUCAGAACUUUUCAGAUGUUUGAACGUCUCCUACAGUCUCCUUCAAAAGUGGCCAAUCAGCUUGUGUUUCAGAUCUCUCCUCACCAUCGAGCCAUGCUCAUAGAGAGGUAUUAUGAGUUUGACAGUGUGUUUGCCAGGGAGGUGCUGGGAAAGAAGCUCUCAAAAGGGACCAAAAAAGACUUGGAUGACAUCAGUUCAAAGACUGGGAUUGCACUCAAGAGCUGUCGACGACAGUUUGAGAAUUUUAAGCGUGUUUUUAAAGUGGUGGAAGACCUAAAAGGCCCUCUGGUGGAGAAUAUACAACAUCACUUUCUUCUGUCUGAUGAUCUGGCAAGGGAUUAUGCUGCCAUUGUGUUUUUUGCCAACAGUCGUUUUGAGACCGGGAAAAGAAAACUACAGUACUUGUCUUUCCAAGACUUUGCCUUUUGUGCUGGUCAGCUCAUCAGCUACUGGACUGUGGGGGCGGUUGACACCAUGAUGGAGGAUAUUGAUGUUGAUCUAGAGAAAGAGUUUCUGCAUGACUUGAAAGACUUAAAAGUUUUGGUUCAUGAUAAGGACAUGCUGGAUCAACAUAAAAGUUUGGUCUGUGCACAGCUAAAGGGCAAAAUCAGUGUCUUUAGUGAGAUGGAGGCUAAUUUUAAGAAUUUGUCAAGAGCUCUGAUUAACAUCGCCUCAAAACUCACACAUACCAAAGACGUCCGAGAUCUAUUCAUCGACCUUGUGGAGAAGUUCAUUGAACCGUGCCGAUCAGAUAAGUGGACGAUUGGAGACCUCCGACUUUUUCUCACCUUCUACAGCAGCUCUGCGCACACGCUUGAGGCUUUCAGGCAUCGAGCAGUUUGGGACAGAUACAUGGAUGUCAUCAAAACUUGCAUCCUGAAAAUGUACCAUGAUUAGAUUAUAGUAUAUUUUCUAUGUAGGUUAGAUAAUUCCUACACCUGUUUGACCAAAUAUCCCUGUAAUACUUUUAAUGUUUAAAGCCA